UCUGACUGGCGAAUCUCUACUCACUGUCGUGGCAACGGUUACUUAGGUUACGCAUACAACUUACUGGUACUGUACAGCAAGUCUGCGUUUGGGUUUAUGAUUGGAAUGGAAUGGAACGAGGCGGCCUGAAGUAAAACAAGGCAAGAACAGAAAGCAUGACCCGGAAGCACUGAAAAUGCCGUCAACUGAAAACCUGAAUUCAGAGGAAAUCAUAAGAGAGUUGUGUGUGUGCAAUGGCUUCAGUUUUGAGAAGAUCCGUCUGGAUGGACCAGCAACAACAACACUGGAAAUGUUUUUCUCUGGUUACCCCAAGAUGGUGGGGCUUUCCUACUUUCCAAAUCUUACUCAACUCAUUCUUGUCGGACAAAAUAUACAUUGUAUUGCUGGUCUGGAGUCGUGCUGUUUCCUUAAAGAAUUGUGGAUUACGGAGUGCCACCUAAGUAAAAUUCAGGGCCUUCAUUAUUGUGCAGAUUUGCAGAAGCUUUAUCUUUAUCAUAACAAAAUUUCUGUUAUCGAGGGUCUAGAAAACCUGCUCAAGUUGGAAGUGUUGUGGCUGAAUAAUAAUGAAAUUAGGGCAAUAGAGGGAUUAGAUAUGAUGCAGAAUUUAAAAGAGCUUAAUCUUGCCGUCAAUUUAAUACACUCCGUAGGAGAGAGAUUAGAUCCUAAUGUACAACUUGAGAGACUAAAUCUGUCUGGUAACAAAAUAUCCUCUUUCAAGGAACUUACCAAUUUAGCAAGGUUGGCAAAUUUACUGGAUUUGGGCCUGAAGGAUCCACAGUAUGGCCCUAAUCCUGUUUGCCUUCUCUGCAACUAUGCUAUACAUGUAUUAUAUCACAUACCUCAACUGCAGAGACUUGACACAUACAGUGUAUCUGACAAACAAAUCAAGAACCUUGCAGAAUCUACAGUGGUUAAGAAAAUAAUGUAUUACAACAUGCGUGUGAAGAAUAUCCAAAGGCAACAAAGAGAAGAACUUGAAAAAGUGAGAGAAAGGACAUGCAAGGCAAAACUGAUUCCAGAGAAUCGAAUCAGAGCACUUAGUUUCAUAGUCAAAAAUUUAGAGCAUGAGCUGUCUCACAUGCAGUCAUCUGGCAACUUGCAACUUGAAAAUGUUCCCAUUGCCGAUGUGUUUCAUGAAAAUAACUCCGAUUCUGAAGAGUUAGACUCAUGGCCAUCCAGUGAAAGAAACAAGAAUAAUUCAGAUCGGCCGGAGCAGAUGUAUAAGAAAAUACGUGCACUUACAGAAAGGAUGAUAUUCUGGACAUGGAAAUUGUCUGAAGUAGAAAAACAUCAUGAGGAGAAGUGUAGAAGGAUGAAAGAAAGCUCUCAUCUGCUAGUCCAGUUUCUUCAGACUGAGCUUGAAACUGUUGGGAAUGUUCGCUUUGAAGAAGGCACUGCAGCAGAUUCAUGGUUUAAAUCUUGCUAUGAUUUGAUUGUUUCAAGGUUUUGUGCAAUGAACUUUAGAGCUUAUGGAAUUUCUGGCAUUAAAAUUCACAGAAUAAUCAGAGUACACAAUCGUAUGCUUAGACUAAAAUUUGAGGAGAAAGUGCAGAACUGCAUGGAUAACGAAGACCAGUAUAACACAGAGAGCUACAAGAAAAAACUGGAGUAUCUUUUUUACAUGUUUGACCCCAAGCUCCCUAUAGAUAAAAAGGAGCUUCUUUGUGUUCUUGAAAAUGGCUUCGAUAUCACCAAGUUGUCCCAGCUGCCUGAACAAGAACAAAGUGAGGCUGUUCUUCUUACCAACAGUAUGAGUUUGUGCGAGGGACCAAGAUUAGAGUUCUUACAAAAACAAGCAAUGGACAAGAACUGCAGUCCAGAGGCUUUUAAAGAUGGUAUACUUGUCAUUGCUAAAGUGUUCCUGGGACGAAGUGUACAAGCACGGGAUGAUCUUCCUAUCAAACCAAAUAACUACACAACAGCUAAUUCAGUGUAUAGACUACAGAAAUUUUCAAACAGCACCUUUCAUUCAUCAAAUGAUGAAAUCUGUUCUUCUAAGGAACAUGGGAACUGUGACUGCAGUCUACGACAGUGUGAGUGGUUUGUGUUUGAUCAUGAACUCAUUUUGCCUGAAUACGUCGUUGAGUUUGAAUACAUUUCCACGGAAAAUACGUCAGGGUUUGUACCAUCACCCAAUGAAAAUGCUGAAGAUAUAUCACAUGAUCUUAACCUGGAUGAAGCUGCUAUUAGUCUGGAGCCAGUAUUAAAGCCAAAACCCAAAAUUAUCAGCCUCGAUGAAAAGACAGUUCUGUCAGUGGCUAACGCUAAUAUUUACAGUCAGAUAGCGGUCCUAAAUUUACAUGGAAACAGUCUAAGUAAAUUGAAAGAUAUCUCAAGAUUGAAUGGACUUCGAAAACUCACUAUAAGUUUUAAUGAGUUUUCGAGCUUGGAAGAUGUUUCUUACCUGCCUAAUUUGGAAUACUUGGAUGCCAGCUUUAAUCAGGUGAUAACUCUGGAAGGAUUUAAAGGUUUAGGGAAGCUGAAAUACUUAGACUUAAGUUGGAACAAAUUGACUAAUAGCAGAGAAGAUUUUCACAUAUUACGUAAGCAUGCAGUACAGCUUUCAUCCCUGGACAUUCGAUACAAUCUCUGGCAAAAGCCAGCUUCAGUGCACAAGGCCGCAAUUGCAAUAUUGCCAUCACUGACUCAUUUGAAUGGUGACCUCAUAACAGAAGAUGAGCUUUCUGAGGCUUUGCAGAUUUCCUCUGGAUCCAGAAUUACACAGGCUUCACUACUGAUCAAUGCACGGACCGACGCUGUAAAACCACGCUGCCUAAAUUUAUUGCCAUCUGCUCAAAUCUUAGCUCAUUUUAGUAAGAAUUGUCUGGAUCCAAAUGCUGAACUGAGUAACAGUUGUUACACCAUGAUAACCUCCCUGACCUUCGACAGACAAAAUCUCUAUAGAAUCACCAACCUGGAAAAACUAAUAAACUUACGAUGGGCAUCUUUUAGCAACAACCAUUUGACAAAAAUCGAGGGAUUGGAACAUUGUGUCAACCUGGAAGAACUUAGCCUUGAUGAUAACGCUAUUACAAAACUAGAGGGGCUUUCAAAGCUGACUAAAUUAAGGAGGCUAAGUAUUAAUAACAAUCAACUUGCUGGCUUCGACAGACAUGUUAUUGAGAGCCUGUCACAUCUUCACUUCCUUUCUGCUGAGAACAAUAAUGUCAUCUCACUGACUGGUCUGCAGAGAGGUUACAAGCUAAUUGAACUUUACCUGAGCAAUAACUGCAUUGGCAGCAACCAAGAAAUCUACUGUCUGAAGGGUUUAAAUAAUUUAGUCAUUCUGGACAUGUGGGGCAAUCCAAUUUUAUUGAAACACGAGAACUACAGAUUAUUUGUUAUUUUCCAUCUUUCUGCCAUAAAAGCUUUGGAUGGUGUUGCAGUGGAAGCAUCAGAAAGUGACAAUGCUAAGGAUAUGUUUGGUGGAAGACUUACAUCUGAUAUGAUUGCAGAAAAAAUAGGCCAUCAGAGGUUCACUGAAUUGCAGGACUUAAACUGGAGAACUUCUUCUAUCAGAUCUAUUGAUCUUGUUCCAGCUGACCACUUUAGAAACGUGCAAACUGUGAAUCUCGAGAAUAAUAGCCUCACGUCAUUCAGUGGAUUAAUUUUCCUUCCAAAUAUUAAGAACUUAUAUCUUAAUCACAAUCACAUUGAAUCAAUUUUGCCCCAACAAAAGUCUCAAAGUCACUUAACUAACAGACAGAUCCUUCACCAGAAAGUCAGUUCCAGUGGUUAUGGACAACAGGGAAAUUCCAAGGGAAGCCGAGAUACAGUAUAUGGAGAAGCCCUAAGCCCAGUAAUGCAAAGUUUAGAAGUUCUUCAUUUGGGUUACAAUGGCAUCAGUAGUCUGCCCAUGCUUCAGCUAGGCAGGUUACGGAAUCUGAAAUCAUUGCAUUUACAAGGUAAUGAGAUUAGUCUCGUGGAAGGACUUGAAAAUCUACAGUUUCUCCGAGAGCUUGUGUUAGACCAUAACCGUAUUAAAGCUAUUACAGAGACUUCAUUUGUUAAACUAAAUUCUCUGGUCUCCCUUAAUCUGGAAGAAAAUAGACUCCGAGACCUAAAUAAUUUGCCUCCUCUUUUUAAGUUAAGAAAGCUACUUAUUGGUUCCAAUAAAAUCCAGGAAAUAUCAGAAAUAGAAAAACUUGAAGUUAUUCCAGCGCUUAUGGAACUUUCUAUUUCUGGAAAUCCAAUUUCCCGCAAGCCUUUCCUAAGAAAUCUGCUUGUCCUUCGUUUGCAAAAUCUGCAGAUACUAGAUGGCAUUCCAUUAACGGCAGAAGACCGAGCAAGAGCAGAGAUGUAUUUCAUGGAACAGCAGAUGGGUCAGCGACCCCCAUUUGAAACUGGAGAGAGUCAGAAGAAGAAGUCACCGUCUGUUCCAAAUGCUGUUAUGGAUCUGGGGAAUCCUGUUUCCACUAUGAUUGUGAGCAAGUCAUCCCCGCUACGUGUGACAAACCUCUCUCUGGCAGGAGGGGUCCACCACUCCCUUGGGGCUGACCUCCAUUUUAAUAAUGUCCAUGAAGACAUCUUUCAAAACGAAGCAAACAAGUAUAAGAAGCUAAAAAAUUACACUGUAAGUGUCGGACAUAAUCCACAGAACGCCCAAGAUAUUGCCUUAAGGCAGCUCAGAGGAGGAACGCAUUUUCCUGCAUCCUACUUAACUCAACAAAGUGGCCCAGCUCGCAGCCAACAAAAGCACCCAUUCAAUCAAGAAAAUGAGGGAAGGCUACUAGGUAAUGAGAAUGGAAGGCAGAAUCGCCCAUGAAGAUUAAAGCCUUUAUGAAGAUGUGAUUAUCGAAUCUUCCUGUUGGUCAUGAAGCAAAUGUUCACUUUCAAGACACACACAUCUACCUCAAAACGUUCAUCUAGCACUGCAUAUGCCCUCCUCCUUGCAUCCAGCUCCAUGACUUUGCACAUGUUAAUGUAUUAAACAUACUAGACACUGAUUUAUCCAAAUGUGAAUUUAGAGCUUAAUAAAUAAAAACCGUAUUUAUCGAAUGGUGAGUUAUAAAUUUCACCCAUUGAUUAAUAGAAUUCUAAAAAUCCCAUGGGAGUGAAUAGAGCGUGGGAGAGCUUUUAUUUAUCAAUCUCUAAACUCACAUUUUGAUAAAUCUGCCCCUAAGAGUCCUGAAUU
Messenger RNA from Xenopus laevis (African clawed frog), 5134 nucleotides. It is a transcript of the gene lrrc9.L, whose product is annotated as leucine rich repeat containing 9 L homeolog. NCBI's taxonomy places the organism in Eukaryota, Metazoa, Chordata, Amphibia, Anura, Pipidae. The record is from RefSeq and is a predicted model, not a curated record. Bases 176 to 4765 code for a protein of 1529 amino acids. The transcript is spliced from 34 exons.